AUGAGUGUGGAAGACACUUGAGAAACCUUGUUCCUUCUUAUACUCAUAGUCAACACUGUGUCAGCUUUCCCACAAAAGAGAACAGAACACCCUCUUUCUUUCUUUGAACUUCUCAAUUCCUUCAAACAACACUUACUUUACUUUCCCUUCUCUCUCUCUCUCUCUACUACUACUUCAUGGCUUCUCUCAAAAACCUUUUCUCUCUCUACAUUCCCAUGUUCAUCUUCUUCUUCUUCUUCUUCUUCAUCAAAGCCUCUACAAAAUCUUUAUCUCCUUCUACUUCCUCUGAUGUUGAACUUCUCUUGAUAAAAAUCAAACCUUUACUUCAAGGCAACACUGAAAACCUUGUUUUAUCAUCAUGGAACACUUCAACACCACUUUGUCAAUGGAGAGGACUCAAAUGGGUAUUCACAAAUGGUUCAUCUCUUUCAUGCAAUGAUUUGUCUUCACCACAAUGGACCAAUCUUUCACUUUUCAAAGACCCUUUUUUGCACUUGUUCUCUCUCCAGCUCCCUUCAGCAAAUCUCUCUGGUUCUCUCCCUAGAGAGAUUGGUCAGUUUCCUAUGCUUCAAAGUCUUUACCUUAACAUCAAUUCAUUGAGUGGAACCAUUCCUCUUGAACUUGGCUAUGCUUCUUCUCUUUUAGACAUUGAUUUGAGUCACAAUGUUUUGACUGGUGAUAUUCCACCUUCUAUUUGGAACUUGUGUGACAAACUUGUUUCUCUUAAGAUUCAUGGUAAUUCAUUAUCAGGGUCUGUUUCAGAACCUGCAUUGCCUAACUCAUCUUGUAAAUUUUUGCAGUUUCUUGAUUUGGGUAGCAACAAAUUUUCUGGUGAUUUCCCUAUUUUUGUUACAAAUUUUGGUGGGUUAAAAGAGCUUGAUUUAGGUGAGAACAUGUUCACUGGUACAAUUCCACAGGGUUUAACUGUUCUUAGGCUAGAAAAAUUGAAUCUUUCUCACAAUAACUUUAGUGGGGUUUUGCCUUUGUUUGAUGGAUCAAAAUUUGGUGUUGAUGCUUUUGAAGGUAAUAGUCCUGAUUUGUGUGGUUCACCUUUGCCAAGUUGUGUUAAGAAUUCUUCAUCAUUGAGUUCUGGUGCUGUUGCUGGUAUUGUUAUUAGUCUUAUGACAGGUGCUGUUGUUUUGGCUUCAUUGUUGAUUGGUUAUAUGCAAAACAAGAAGAAAAAAGGAAGUGGUGAGAGUGAAGAUGAGUUGAAUGAUGAAUUAGAAGAAGAUGAAGAAAACGGUGGCGGCGGUGGUGGUGGUGAAGGGAAGCUUAUGUUAUUCCCUGGUGGUGAGAAUUUGACAUUAGAUGAUGUGUUGAAUGCGACCGGACAAGUUAUGGAGAAGACAUGUUAUGGAACAGCUUAUAAGGCAAAACUUGCUGAUGGUGGAACAAUUGCUUUGAGGUUGUUGAGGGAAGGUACUUGCAAGGAUAGGAAUUCGUGUUUGUCGGUUAUAAAGCAGUUGGGGAAAAUUAGACAUGAGAAUUUGAUUCCUUUGAGAGCUUUUUAUCAAGGGAAAAGAGGGGAGAAGUUGCUUAUUUAUGACUAUUUGCCUCUCAGAACUCUUCAUGAUCUUUUGCAUGAAAUUAAAGCAGGAAAACCAGUGUUGAAUUGGGCUAGGAGACACAAGAUUGCAUUAGGUAUAGCAAGAGGACUAGCAUAUCUUCACACAGGACUCGACGUUCCCAUCACUCAUGCAAACGUAAGAUCCAAGAACGUACUUGUCGAUGACUUCUUCGUAGCCAGGCUCACCGAUUUCGGCCUCGACAAACUAAUGAUCCCAUCCAUAGCCGACGAAAUGGUGGCAGUUGCCAAGAUCGACGGCUACAAGGCACCAGAGCUUCAAAGAAUGAAGAAAUGCAACUCUCGGACCGACGUUUAUGCGUUCGGUAUACUACUUUUGGAAAUCUUGAUCGGCAAGAAACCUGGCAAGAAUGGAAGAAGCGGUGAGUACGUGGAUUUACCAUCGAUAGUGAAAGUCGCGGUUUUGGAGGAGACGACGAUGGAAGUGUUUGAUGUGGAAUUGUUGAAAGGGAUAAGAAGUCCAAUGGAAGAUGGGUUAGUUCAAGCAUUGAAGCUAGCAAUGGGAUGUUGUGCACCUGUUGCAUCAGUUAGACCAAGUAUGGAUGAAGUUGUGAGACAAUUGGAGGAGAAUAGACCAAGGAAUAGGUCUGCUUUAUAUAGUCCUACUGAGACAAGAAGUGGAAGUAUUACUCCAUUUUGAGAUAUGAAUUUUCAACUUGUUGUUUAAUCAAAAACUAUUUGGAUUUUACUGUGUUUCCUUUUUUUUUAUUAUAUUAAUGUGGGGGUAAAUGCAUUAUGAUCUACUGUAUGUUGUAAUUUUCUUUGUUUCUUUCUUUUUACCCUAUAACUCUUUGCAUUUAGGUAGUCCCUAUUCUUAUUGAAAUCAAAUAUAAUCACUUAUACAA
Messenger RNA from Cicer arietinum (chickpea), 2430 nucleotides. Its product is annotated as putative kinase-like protein TMKL1. Lineage: Eukaryota; Viridiplantae; Streptophyta; Magnoliopsida; Fabales; Fabaceae. Gene Ontology annotation, biological process: protein phosphorylation. Gene Ontology annotation, molecular function: protein kinase activity; protein binding; ATP binding. The record is from RefSeq and is a predicted model, not a curated record.